Pipistrellus nathusii (Nathusius's pipistrelle) is the source of this 816-nucleotide messenger RNA. The record is from the annotation of a GenBank genome assembly. Lineage: Eukaryota; Metazoa; Chordata; Mammalia; Chiroptera; Vespertilionidae.
AUGGCUGCGGGGGGCAGGCUGGAAGAUGGUUCCUUGGAUCCAUCCCAAAGUGUUGAAGAUGACCCCCUUCUGGACUGCCAGCAUCUUUCACAGUAUUCCUUACAGGCUCAUUUUAGACCCAGAUUCCAUCCUCUUCCUACGGUCAUUAUAGCACAUCUUCUUCUGUUAAUACAUGUUGUGUUUGUUAUUUUAGCAUUUUUAACAGGUGUGCUUUGUUCUUACCCUAAUCCAAAUGAGGACAAGUGCCCAGGAAACUACACUAACCCACUGAAAGUUCAGACAGUCAUAAUCCUUGGAAAAGUUAUUUUGUGGAUUCUGCAUUUCCUUCUUGAGCGCUACAUUCAGUAUCACCACAGCAAAGUAAGAAACCGAGGCUAUCACAUGAUCUACCGAUCGACAAGGCACCUUAAAAGACUUGCAUUAAUGAUACACUCCACUGGCAGCACUGCUCUCCUCCUCACACUGUGCAUACAGCAUACCUUCCCAGAGCCCAGCAGGUUGUAUCUUGACCUCAUUCUGGCCAUCCUGGCCCUGGAACUGAUCGGUUCCCUGACAUGUCUGCUCAUCUACACAGUGAAGGUUCGAAAAUUUAAUAAAGUCAAACCACAGCCUGAUAUACUUGAAGAAGAAAAAGUCCAUGCAUAUCCUAGCAAUAUUACUUCAGAGACUGGAUUCAGGACUAUUUCAAGUUUAGAAGAAAUUAUUGAAAAGCAAGGAGACAUAAUAGUAUACCUGAAGAGACACAAUGCACUGUUGAGUAAGCGGUUGUUGGCUUUUACUUCCUCGGACCUAGGUUCUCAUUCAAGUCGAAUGUGA